Molecule: messenger RNA, 11297 nt
Organism: Peromyscus californicus insignis
Lineage: Eukaryota; Metazoa; Chordata; Mammalia; Rodentia; Cricetidae
Gene: Csrnp3
Product: cysteine and serine rich nuclear protein 3
Exons: 5
Coding region: 410-2170 (586 amino acids)
Biological process (GO): regulation of transcription by RNA polymerase II
Cellular component (GO): nucleus
Molecular function (GO): DNA-binding transcription factor activity, RNA polymerase II-specific; sequence-specific DNA binding
Source: RefSeq, a predicted model, not a curated record
UCUUUCAUCCAUUAACGGACCUAGGGGGUGUGAUGUUGACAGCCUGGUGAAGCAUGCCCACUCCCCAUUGCGGGUUCGGGUGCUCCGGGAUGCAGGUACCCUGGCUGAACCGCUGCUCCACAAUUUCUUACCCAGCAUUCCGCUUUGGCUGCUGGAGCCUUGCCUGAGCCUUAUGCAAAUGAGACCAGCACAGGCUUUGACUGCAGAAGAGGAGGGGGCAGAAGGGAGUUCAAAGGUCACGGGGCUGGCUGAAAGCUGGAUCAGUUGCCUGGAAAAAAAAAAUGUAUCCUGGGCUUCUGCAGCCGUGCUUUGCAGCUGUUAAAGGAAGUGCGCUUUAUUUCUGAAGAUUUUACAGCGUGUGCCGGAGUCAUUUAAAGCGCAUGCAGGUACAUGUGACAACGCCGCAGCGAUGAGUGGAAUUCUAAAGAGGAAGUUUGAAGAUGUCGACGCCUCCUCACCUUGCUCCUCUGCCCGGGAAUCCGAUGAUGAAGUCUCCAGCAGUGAAAGCGCUGACAGCGGGGAUAGCGUCAAUCCAUCCACCUCGAACCACUUCACCCCGUCCUCCAUCCUCAAAAGAGAGAAGCGGCUGAGGACGAAGAGUGUGCACUUCAGUUGUGUCACGGUGUACUACUUCACCAGGAGGCAGGGCUUCACCAGUGUGCCCAGCCAGGGGGGCAGCACUCUGGGCAUGUCCAGCCGUCACAACAGCGUGCGCCAGUACACCCUGGGCGAGUUUGCAAGGGAGCAGGAACGGCUGCACCGGGAGAUGCUGAGAGAACACCUCCGGGAGGAGAAGCUCAACUCUCUAAAGCUAAAGAUGACAAAGAACGGCACCGUGGAAUCUGAAGAGGCUAGCACUCUGACAGUGGAUGACAUUUCCGAUGAUGACAUUGAUUUAGACAACACAGAAGUAGAUGAAUACUUCUUCCUACAACCCCUGCCCACCAAAAAACGGAGAGCCCUGCUGCGUGCCUCUGGAGUGAAGAAGAUCGACGUGGAAGAAAAACAUGAGCUGCGAGCCAUCCGCCUGUCUCGAGAGGACUGCGGCUGUGACUGCAGAGUGUUCUGUGAUCCAGAAACAUGCACCUGCAGCCUGGCAGGCAUUAAGUGUCAGGUGGAUCGUAUGUCUUUCCCAUGUGGCUGCACUAAAGAAGGCUGUAGUAACACAGCAGGUAGAAUUGAAUUUAAUCCUAUCCGUGUCCGGACUCAUUUUUUGCACACAAUAAUGAAACUCGAACUCGAGAAAAACCGGGAGCAGCAAAUCCCCACGCUGAACGGCUGCCACGGUGAGAUAAGCGCCCACAGUACUGCCAUGGGCCCCGUCGCUCACUCUGUAGAAUAUUCCAUUGCAGACAAUUUUGAGAUUGAAACCGAACCCCAGGCCGCCGUGCUGCACCUGCAGGAGGAGUUGGAUUGCCAAGGAGAGGAGGAGGAGGAGGAGGAAGAGGAUGGAAGCAGUUUCUGCAGCGGAGUCACCGACUCAAGCACACAAAGCCUGGCCCCCAGUGAAUCGGAUGAGGAGGAGGAAGAGGAGGAGGAGGAAGAGGAGGAGGAGGAAGAAGAUGACGACGACGACAAGGGAGACAGCUUCGUAGAAGGGCUCGGAGCCCACGCUGAAGUCGUCCCUCUUCCUUCUGUCCUUUGUUACUCUGAUGGGACCGCCGUUCACGAAAGCCACGCAAAAAACGCUUCCUUUUACGCUAGCUCUUCAACUCUGUACUACCAAAUAGACAGCCACAUCCCGGGGACUCCUAGCCACAUCUCUGACAGCUAUUCUGAAAGAGAUACUGUCAAAAACGGUGCCCUUUCGCUGGUGCCUUACACCAUGACCCCAGAGCGAUUUGUUGACUAUGCCAGACAAGCGGAAGAGGCCUACGGGGCCUCCCACUACCCGGCUGCCAACCAGUCUGUCAUUGUUUGCUGCCCCACUCCCGAGAAUGAUAGUGGGGUGCCCUGUAACACCUUGUAUCCUGAACACAGGUCCAAUCUUCCCCAAGUGGAAUUUCACUCAUACUUGAAAGGCCCCUCCCAGGAAGGGUUUGUCUCCACGUUGAAUGGUGACAGCCACAUUUCAGAGCAUCCUGCAGAAAAUUCUUUGAGCCUUGCCGAAAAGAGCCGAUUGCACGAAGAGUGCAUCAAAGCCCCCGUGGUGGAGACGGUCCCUGUUUAGUUGCUUAAGUUAUUCUAUGACAGGACCAAAUCUUCUAUUUAAGCCACUGUAUUGCAUUUGCUGGGCUCGUCGUCGUUUAACCUGAAGACCAAGAAUAUUUAGACUGUGAUUAAUCUUCCAGACAGUAUUUCUUUUUCCUUCCUUUCUAGCUUCUCAACUGUGGUGUGGCACAAAUAAAAUACAGUCGCUGUGGGGAUUUUAAACGAUUUUGAACUUUUUUGAUAGAAAAUGCUAAAUUGAAAAAAAAAUGCAUAUCUCACAGUUGCCUACCUGUCAAACUGUGUGAACCCUGCCAAGCUAUGCAGAUCAUAGCUCCAAGUUUUAGAUUAUCGGGCCUGUGCAAGAUUGUUAACUAAGACUAGAAAAUAUUCAGAUUUAGAGUCCUAAUUUUCGAUAUAUCUGAAGAUGAUGGUGACUUUUUAAUGUAAAAGUAAUUAUUGUAAGAAAAAGAUUGAAUCGUUUCUUGUGUAUUUUAUUUAUGGUAGUUUAGAAGUCACGCUUUGAUGAAAAUGAACAGCAUGUUCACUGAAGCUGCAGUUGUGUUCGCUAGCACCACAGAGCAUGCCCACAAGGAUUGCACCUGGAAUCCACCCACAUUUUUAUGAUCAUGACUAAGCAGAUUUGCAAAUACUUUCUUAAGGAUGAGAUAGGCCUAUUUUUGCUAUUUGGGACAAAUGAGUCUAUAUGUGCAGGUCCUUACGCAGUUUUCUCUAAAGUUAAGAGUUAGGACAAUCCUCUGGUGAGGGUCCAGUUCACUGCCCUCCCUCAGCUGAGAUCGACGGAACUGCCUUUCUUUUUUAAACAGUGUCAUCUUGUUUAUUAGCUUAGACAGCACCUUUGAACUCUACCCCCUCCAUCAAAAUGCACUUUAGUGCCCCUUCAUGGUACCUCGUGUGGGGUGGGGUCUCAGAAUUCAGAACGCUUUGAAAUCAAAAUUUUUUAAUUAUAAAAAAGUUAACUAUUGUAAGGUUCAUACAAUAGAGAUAGCGGAUUCUUCCAAUGGCGUGAAAAAAAUGACUUGUUUUCCUUCAUUACUCUGAGGACCUAACUCAGUAACACAGAGGAGGCUGGGGAAGAGAGAGAGAGAGAGAGAGAGAGAGAGAGAGAGAGAGAGAGAGAGAGAGAGAGAGAGAGAGAGAAGAGCACAGCCUCAGAACCAAUCUGUUCUACACCAUGAUCAACCCAUCUCUACAAAAGCAAAACCAUGUAAUGAGUUUCCACUUGUGACUAGCUGACUGAAGGCAGGCCUCUACUUACAUACUCAUUAGGCCUCACUUUUCUGAAGCAUUUUUCUUUGUCUUGCCUUAGCACCGUAGUCCAGAAUGCAUUGCAAAGGCAGCCACCUCACAUUCUCUUACUAAGUAAAGAGAAUGCAUAGAAAGGAAGCAUGCACUGCCUGCCUCUGAGUUGCCUACUUGGUGCCUGGGAGAACUCUGAACAACCUCUCUUCCUGUUAGCUUAAGUAACUAUCGGACAAGUGCUAUGGUUUCUCCCAGUGCAAUGGUUAUGCCAAAUCCAUUUCCCAGUUUUGACAUUCUAUUGUUCCACCAUUUCACAUGUUUUAUGUCUAUUUAAAAUGUAGACGCACCCUGCUAUGUAGUGUAGUAACUGCAUCCCUAAUGUUUUUUAUGCCUCCUAGACCUGUGUAUUUAGAUAUCAUACGGGUGUCAGUUCCUUACAACAUACUAUUUUAUUUGCUCAAACUUCAGUGUGCUCCAGAGUCCUGCAGUGAGAAGUUUCUAUUUAAACUGGAUGUGGGGAAAGUGUGUUUGCUUAUGGAGUUGGUUCCUGUCUGUCUCAACACCAGGACACUCAAGGCCAAAUCAACACUAAUUAUUACCAACAUUAAAAGCACUUUGGGUUUGUCACGCUCUAGAAAGCAGUAAUGGAGGUGGGUUGUUCCUUUUGUUGAUUGGUGGGGCUACUCUGAUGGGUGUUUGCUCUGACUGUGGUAGUAUGGCCAGAGUUAUCUUACAGUUUUCGGUGUUUGAGCUCCAGUUUCCCUGGCCCCUGCCUACACAGUCUGAAGAGCAUGGACCCAAAGAGGAAAUGACAGUAGGCUGUUGUUCCCUCAUUCAAGCAAAUGCAAGAGUUCUGGGUUCCACCUUUGCUGGGCCGUUCCAAUCUCUGAAGUACUGACUGGUGAGGCACUCUCAGGCUAUCCUUAGGACAGAGUGCGGGGAGGCCCAGGGCAACCCUGUCUAGGGUAGAGUUGAGGGGUCACGUCAGUCCAGUUCCUGAGUCCUUAGAUACGCAUAUUUCAGUCAAGCCUUAUUUUACAAGGCUUGAAGCCUGCCUUUUUGUAUUGGGCUGGGUUUCUCUUUUGCAGCUUUAUUUUUCCCAAAAGGGACACUUCAAAAACAGAGCUUUCUUCCUCUCUCUAUUCAGUUGGGAUAGAAAGUCUCACUCUGCUAAGGAUAAUUACCUUUCUAAGCAUGAAAGAGCUGCCAUUCUAAUUUUUCACAUACCUAAGUAGUCCAUAGACAUCUCUCACAAAUCAUAAUGGGUACAGGCUACCUAUUUUAACAACAACAACUAAAAUCCUAUGUACUUUAUCUGUGUUAUACACACACAAACACAGAAUACAGGUGUACCAUACCCUAGAAUGGGACAGAUUUUAGCCAGUAGCUAGUAAUGAGUACUGGAUAUUUAGUUCCUACUUUACAAUCAGAUUGUGUUUUAUCUAAAAAAAAAUAUAGAAGAAAAAUUUGAAAGCGAUUGAUAGAAAAUAUUGGGUUAAAGUUAAAAAUAGUAUUAACGAGGAACUAUCUCAUUGUGUCUUCCUUUCCCAGUAAAGAACUGAGAACACAAUGAUUCCUCUGGAUUGUUCCCCCAUUAACAGACCUCCUAUUUAAGAAAAACUGCCCACAUGCAAGGCAAGUGCCACAGUGGUUUCUGGUUUUCAAAGGGAGGGAUAUAGUUGGAUUCAGCCAGGUUGAGACACUGUAAGUCUUUGCACCAGGGCACAAUGCUGUGACCUGCAGGUGUCACGCUGCUUCUGUAGUAUAUCUAACCAAUUAGAGUCUUUGUGUGUGCAUGCCUCCCAAGGCUUGCAAUAUCAAAGACACAGCCCAAUGCUCCAGACCCUAUUGUUUUAAAAAUUUCAUUCCCAGCUAUACUCCUGACCAAAUUGAUUUGCAAGUCAAGUGAACUAAUCAGCCUCAUCCCCUUUAUCUUUUUUAAAAUAUUCAUUAGUAAAAAGAAAUCAAAGACCAUUUUUAAGUCCCCCCGCAAUGUAUUGACCAUCAAUUACUAAAGUAUAAGUUAAAAUUCAAUUGUGUCUCUCUUUUUUUUUAGUAGAUUUAAUAAUAUAGCCUUUUUGAAAACCAGUCUUUGAGGUAAUUAUGUUUUCUUCGUCAUAUCAUGCCAAUCACGUAUAAAAUAUCUAACAUUUCCUCAAGUGGUGAAGUCCAUAUACUCACAUGUUCCAGCAGUACCAGCUCCUCUAGCACGCUCCUAGAAAACAGUACCAGUUACAGAAACUUGCCACAGUUCUUCAGACAUGCAGAGGUUAUACCGAUUACAUGCUAGGCAAAAUUGUGAUUUAGAUUUCAUUAAACAAGAAUAUGUACCAUAAGUUAUUUCCUAAUUGUUACCUCACUUUUUAAUUGUUACCUUGUACAAGUUCUUAAUGACUUAGUGUUGAUCUUCAGAACGUGACAAAUAUCCAUUUUUUUCCUUUUAACAAGUGUUUAUUGAAUGCUGCCUGUGUUGUAACAGCUGACUUGGUAGCAAAAGGAGCAGGGGAAUACAUAUGUGGAAGGGUGAGGACAAUGGAGCGUGGCAUGAGAUGGUCAAGCCUGACUGCAUCCUUUUACAUGGAAUCCUCCAGUGCCCUUGGGAAACACUGUUGCCGAGUCUUCUCAUUCUGCACAAACUGCUUCUAAAAGGAGAUGCUUUUCCCUAAAUUAAUGGAACUUACUACAUCCUUCUGAAACUGAGGAAAUAAAUUUGGAUUCUGGGAAAAGAUGUUCAGAGAGUCUUUCUUGGAAGCAGAUCUCUCUAAGAACAUGUCAAAUGUAUGCCAGUAAACUCGCACCAGUUUUGACCCAUACAGAACCAAGAGAACUUUAGAAGCAGUGUGGGACAUGAUCCUCUUACUCACUUUACAAACAGACUAUUCAAAUGGUAGAACCCUGCACCGAAGGCAUUGCCCAGAAGCAGAUAGACAAUGAGAGAGGUCAUUAGAGACCCCUCCUUUCAGCUGUAGUUUUAUUCCAGUGACAGUUCACAGUCAUUAUAGUCAACAUAUAAAAUGACAAGUGUAAAUGGAAGGCACCUUUAUGCUUUCAUGGUCUAAAUGACUAUAAUUUGAAAUUGUAACUAUUUGUUGUAUUGUUACCAUGACCAACACCCAAAGUGCAAGGCUUGCUCACUUUUACUCCUAAUAUGAAAUUGAGAUUUCUUAUUGUAUCAUUUUCCAAGAGUGUAAACUUAUGCUGGCUAGAGUCACUUAAAUGUCACCGCUUUGCACCAACAGUUAGUUCAGCUCAUCCGUUAUUUUCUGCAGCAUGACAGAGUUUAAUUGAAGAACCACAAUUUGAAAACUCACUAAAAUCGUGAAAGGGACAAGAUGGAAUGUAAGUUUGGAAAUGAUAGUGUCUGCUAAGAACUAUUAAUAUGUCUCAGCAGAGUUGAACUGGGGGUUAGUGUGCUGGAGUUUCACAAAUGGUAGGCACUCCAAAACUGGAAAAGUCAUUUCUGAUGGGGCUGCCCCCAGAGCCUAGUUAGUAUUCAUAUUUGCUGGCCAACAUCCAAAGCAGUCAUGGUUCACUCUCUAAAAUAUAAGACCACAGACCUCCAGCAAUCUGAAGAAAGUCUUUAAACACACACACACACACACACACACACACACACACACACACACACACACACACAUACACACACACACUCAGGAUGCUAAAUGAUUAAGCAACUGGCAUUGUUGACAAAAGUAAGGGAUUUGGAAAGAGAAUUCUUCUUUAACAAAUGUGACUCAGAAACAGUCACCUGUAAGCUUUGCCUCACUUCCUCUCUUGCCAGGACUCCUCAAGCAAGACCAUGAGACCCAGUGUCUUCUAAACAGCAUGGAUGUCUUUCUCUUUUGUUGUUCAUCAGAAACGUAAACCUGAAAGCUUGGCACUGCCUGGGUUUUCUGGUGGUCAGCAGUAGGGCUAAUCUAACUGUAUGCUGCCUUGCCUGCCAUGGGGGCUUCCAUUCUGAAAGGGUUAAGUCAGAUAGGAAGGGGAGAAUCGGGAGAGUAGGAAUGAGCUCCUAAAACCAGGAUGCCUUUUCCGUAUGUUGUUAAUGAGAAGACUGUUUUUGUUUUGUUUUAAAUGUCCUUAACAUAGAAGCCGGAACUUUAGUGCAUGCAGAUAUUUGUUACGUAUGGGGAAAGCAAUCACUCCAAAGGUUUAUGUCCUGUCCCUUAGGGUUUUCUUUCCUUGCCACUGGCCUUUCACUAUGCAAGACUAUUGCUUUGUGUAUGUCCCUUCAAGCUUGCUUACAUUUCAAGAAAAGACAAUUCUAUUGUCAUUUUAUUUCAUCUUUCACAGAAGCUGGCGGGACCAAGCUUGUGAAGGAGGAUGAUCGAUGUAAUUUAAAACAGCAUUUGUACUCAACAGGCUUGCUGGAAUUCCUCAGACUAUCUCAUUAGCACACUGAUAGUAAAGGCAGUUCAAAUUAUGGUUUUUGUCACAUGUGCAAGGUCGUCUAAGUAUUUUUAAGGAUAUUGAUUAGAAAGGGCUAUAAGGAGAUAAAUUGGGUAGAAAUCAGCCUUUUGUCAAAACUGAUUUACAUGACUGUAUUGAUUUUUAGUUGUAGCAUUAAAAUAGCACCAUAGUUAAAUGUCUUAUUUCUUUUUAACUCUAUUUCAUUUUUUUUUUUGGUCUGGCUUGGAAUGAGCCUAAAAGUUAUUUAUUAAUGAGGACCUGGAAGAAAACUGAAUGAUAAGGUGUCUCUUUAAAAAUUACCUAGAAAAUUCUAUCUGUACUGAGUCUUACCGCACACAAAUGAGACUCCUCACCCUCUAGUCUGGGUCAUGUGCCCCUAAGGUAGUUUGCUAUCUUUGUGUUGAAGAAAUAUCAAGAGGGAAUUUGUAGCACAUUUUAUCCAGUAUUGCUUUGUCCUCUUUUUCAUGCUGGCUGCCGUUUUUCCUCCCUUUUCUUAGAAAUGACAUCAGUAUUAAAACAAAUUCAAAGAACUAUAUAAAUUAUGAAAGUUUAUUUAAAUAUGAAGAAAAGAAAGUCCUCAAAUUUAAAUCUGAAUUCCCCUAAAGAGGAAAAAAAUAGCUAAAUCUAGGGAAAAAAUUGUUGUCUUUAAAAAAAAAUAGUGUUUAUACUUGAGUAAUGGAAUGGUACCCACAUGAUAUCUGGACUUGAUAGAUUUUUAAAUUUUAAUAGCUACAAAAGUCAUCUUGUUUUUUUGUUUUUUAACCACAAUUAAUCACAGUCUACUGCCAGGGUAUACCAUCUGAACCCUGAUUUAUUAGUCCAGUCAUGCCCAACAGGUAAUUUAGGACAGCCUAAUCUUAAAGAUAAUUCACAGAGGGACAACUAAGCAUAAGUAAUGGGAGAUUUGAGAUUCUUCUGUAUUCUUCAGGUUGUAUAGGCCUGAGCCUAAGAGAGCUCUCCAGAGGACCUCUGGGGAAGAUGGCCACUCAGGCAUAUCCAAGAGUAUAGAUACCCAUUUCUUCUUGACAUCUCUAGGGAAGUUGGCUUCCUUGGCAACACAGUCCAGCUCUUUGAGGUUUUCUCAUAAGAAUAUAUCUUAGCCAGUCUUUGUGGAUGAUGUACCUGCCAACAGUUGUGGUCAUUGGGGCAAUUGUACUAAAAGGCUGUAGAAGUUGAGUUCUCCUUCAUUUGAUGAUUAUUCCAUACGGCAAUUCUCCAAAUGUCUUAAGAAAUCAAACUUUAAAAGAGAAUGAAGGUACUUGGAUACUUAGUGAUGUAGCCUGCUUUUGGAAAACAAGGUACCAGGCAGCUUUUGUUCAUUUUUAUUUGCUUUUUAAAAAUUACCAUCAUGUCCGUGAGCGUAAUUGGUUUAGAUCCCAGUCGCAAACAUCAGAACUAGAGUCAAGUGAUUUGACUUUUAUACUGUUCAAUUCUCUGAAAAGUUACAAUUUUAGAAUGAAAAAAGGGACAUUUUUCUAUGUGCUUGCUUGUGAACAAGUACCUUCUUGUUAAUCUUCCCUUAGCAUAUGUAACAAAUGAGAAUCUAGACUUUUUCUUCUCCUUCUGGAGAUGUGACUGUCUGUGAAGAAUCUGAUCUGGAAUAAAAUGACUCCAAAGAAUCACUCAGCCGCCAUUUGAUCCCAGCCUGUGUAUAUGAGGAUAUUAUGUAAACAAUGGCUGCUUGCAUUCUCAGGAAUCAGGAAAGAGAUUUAAAAAAAUGUCAUCUUGAAAAGGCCUGUAAACUAAAAGGGGUGUUCUGGGAAAGGGUGACGUUUGUUUUUGUUUCUUUUUUUUUGUUUUUUUCUUUUCCCUGAUGAUGACAUCACUUGCCCCAGAUACUCCCUACAGCUUUCAGAGCCUUUUCUGUUUGCCUGCAACUCAGAGAGAGCACCAACUGGAAGCUGAGGACCACCCUGGACGUCAGGGUUUCCUUCCUCCGUGGGUCUUUGCCAAUCUCAAUAGGGGCCGCUUUUCCCCACCUGAGCACCUGUGUGAAAUGACAGCCACAUCAGUGUACUUGGUCCCCAUGAGUAACACUGUGGCGAAGUGACCCAGUGACACUCUUAGUCUAAAAAAAAAAAAAAAAAAGAAAAAAAAAAGAAGUUUCUGUAGAAUGCUAAUGUAAUGAAUGGUGAAUAAAAUUUGGCCUAUGUUUUAAUUGAUGCUAGGCACCUCAACAGAAAGAAGUCUGAGGCGUAGUUUGUGAAACAUGUUUCAAAAGUGUUUGAUGAUGUAUAAUAAAUGCUAGACAAUUACAGUACAGAAAUAGUCAAAGAAAAACCUGAACCUGUAGAUUACACCUCUGUUCCUAAGAACUCAGCCUUUGUUGUGUGUUAGUAAUGUCUCUCUGUUUUCUCUUCAGUUUAUCGAAUUUUGGUGUAACUGCCUCUUAAGGAUAGAAGUAUUAAUAACUAUGUACUGAUUAAUGCCUGUUAUUGCAAAAAAGGCACUUUGUUAUUUCAAUGUGUUUCCCUUAGUGUCACCGGGUAUAUGAGUUUGAUAGGGAAGGUCAUUUGGCAUUGGUCAACAAAACAGUUUCCUCAUCAAACAUCCAUGUUUACAAUUGGUUGUCGUCCUUUGCAGUGUCUUUGUCCUGACCACAGUCUUAGACAGCAACCAUGUUUCCACUUGCAAGCUGCCAUGGAGCUUGGUACAUUUGGAAACUCUGGUAAGAUGUAGCGAACUGAAUGUGUUGGUAGGUCACGUGAUCCCGAGGACUCAUGUACCCUUCUGUCUGUGUAAACCACCCAUGCAUUAGGAUUGGUUCCUAAACGAAGGCCGUCUAUUGAGGGUAUUUGUUCCGAGUGUUUGGUUUGGGGUCUGUUGGAAGCUGGCAGGUGGAAAAUGCAUUACUAAAAAUUCAGAAAAGCCACCACAGUACUAUAAAGUACAUUUUAACAUUGAUUGAUUGAAGUUUAUCUGUCAACUGAUUUGUAUCGUUACUUUUACCCAAUAGAUCCUCAAUAGAUACUUCAUCACUGUUCUGUGCAUUCUAAUGACUUGUAAGGUUGAAAGGGAAGAAAAUCAAACUACAAUUCAUGCAGUCAUUUUACAGUAUGAUGUCAUGUUGUAUGUCGCAGUUUCUAGACUGAUUUUUUUCUUGUGUACAAGUUAUGACAUCAAAGAUGCCAAAGGGGAUAGAAAAUAAGCUACAAGGAUAUUCAAUAGAAUUUAACCUGGACCUUAUGUUGUAAUAAUUUAUUCAUAUUAGCUGUAGUCUUCUGUAUUUAUAUUUUCAGUAUUUAUUAUGAAUGACAUGGAAAUUCCUGUAUUUAUUGUGGCUUUUUGUUGCAGUGUGUGUAUGUGUGUGUGUGCACACACACAUACACACAUAUAUAUUACAAAUAAGCAUUUUUAAGUCUGAUCUUUAAGUUUCUUUCAUUAGUGGCACUUGUAUUGUGCUGUACUUUUUAUUAUAUUGUACAAUAGCUUGUCCAUUUGUUUGCAACAGAGUAAAACUGGUUUCUAAGUUGUAA